AUGGCGCAAACUCGCCCCUCUCACCAGCAGCAACAGCCGCCUGCACAAUUCACUUCGCAACCUUUCUCUCCUCCUGUCUCUUCUCCAUCCCCACACUCCGCUUCGCCUGUUAACGGAGGCGCCGCGCCUCCGCCAUCGAAACGACCUCGGCUUUCUCCUCUCCCACCUUCUCAGUCGCAGUCACCCUACGCCUCACCUAGCUUUGGCGCGAUGCAACUCCCGCAAGGCCAGACUCCCAUGAACGGAACUGCCCCAAACAGCAUGCCAUCUACACCAGUCGCCGCACCUGCUCCCCCGGGUACCAUGGGUCCGCCCUCGCGCCCAGUCGAUAAAACCACUGAUGCAGCCGAGUUAACCGAUGUUCUGGCAUCGUCUGGUAUUGAUGUGCGGGAAGAAGAGGCAUUCCUCACGCGCAGCUUCUCCGGGCCCAAUGCGCAGGCGCAGCCGGUUCCCCGAGGGCAAAUGCUUCAACACCCAUCCCCAAUAAACACAUCUUUCGUCUCGCAGGCCUCUACAACAGGCACACUCUCAGCCUCGAGUAGUUUCGGCGAGCUGCCUCAUAUGAAACCUGUUAUCCCGCAACAGUCAUACUCCGAGCCAGCAUCACAAACGCCCGUUCCAUUCAAAGAUCCGAAUCAGCCAACCCUUCCCGAUACGGAAGCUGCCAGAAGGUCUCAAUAUCACCUUCAAGAGCCCUUCUUGUUUGCAAAGCUGCUUGAACAAAAAAUCCAAAAACGAGGAUUUGACCUGGGUGUUCGCAUUCCUUCCGAGGGUCUGUUUCACCCUGUUCCAGGUCGCCCGCAACCUAUCGAAGUAACUGGUCCUGAUGGGUCUUCCAUCAUUCGUACUGGUCAGACCAUUCUGAAUCAAGAGGGGGCUCCUUUGGUGGACAUCUUGAACCUCAUGUCUCUGUCCUGUGAAGAGCGACUUCGAGGCAUAAUCGAUUACGGUUCCUGUCUAGCACGCAGUCGCCGAGCACACUCACAUGGUGUGAUCCCAGACGCGUGGCAGGAUGUUGCACAGCCUUUUGAUUCGGUUCCAGACAACUAUGCGACCCCUUCUAAGCGUCCUCGCAAUGAGAACGAAAUUCCUUUCACCAAAUCUACUGCGGAAAGAUACCGCAGCCUUGUGAAUAGGGAGUCAUCGCUGGAGAAUAGACGUGCUGCAAAGCGCGCUAAGCGCAGCGCUGAUGCCACAGUUGGAGAAAUUACGGGUAAUCGGGCGGAAUCUGUGGAUAUUUCCGGAUCAGCUCCCUCUACGCCACUUCCGGAGCGAGCUCCCAGCUUUGACAAAAAAUCUAUGACCAAAAAGGAGGCGAAGAAGAUGAUGGACUCCAAAGCCAGCGAGGCGCAGCAGCACCAACAAUCUGUUGAAACAGCACGAAUGGCUACGAAUAGCAUGCUUUCAGGUCGUAUGUUUGGAACUAAGAAGUCAUACUCGUGGUUGAAGCCCGGGGGUUCUUCCAGUGGAUUUUCCUCCCCAUCACGCCCUACUCCCUCGACACCGACUGCCGUGCCUGACAAGGCCACUCGACCUGGAGAGACCCCAGCUGAUCAGCCGAAGCGCAGACUCGGAGCCUGGCGUGAGGACCAAGAAAAGGGAGCCGGUAUUCAAGUUCGCGAUCUCUUGUUUAUGCUGGAGGCGGAUGGUCGAGGCAUCAAACAUGUGCAACGAGGCUAUGCCAAGGAUCCAAAGGAGGAUCGUGCAGCUUGA
Penicillium malachiteum is the source of this 1713-nucleotide messenger RNA. RefSeq lists its product as uncharacterized. The record is from RefSeq and is a predicted model, not a curated record. Gene Ontology annotation, biological process: DNA-templated transcription initiation. The transcript has 2 exons. Gene Ontology annotation, cellular component: transcription factor TFIID complex. NCBI's taxonomy places the organism in Eukaryota, Fungi, Ascomycota, Eurotiomycetes, Eurotiales, Aspergillaceae. The coding region runs from base 1 to 1713 and encodes 570 amino acids.